This is a messenger RNA of Dothidotthia symphoricarpi CBS 119687, 657 nucleotides long. RefSeq lists its product as uncharacterized. Lineage: Eukaryota; Fungi; Ascomycota; Dothideomycetes; Pleosporales; Dothidotthiaceae. The transcript has a single exon. The record is from RefSeq and is a predicted model, not a curated record. The annotation marks the transcript as partial.
GAUUGCAGCAACACAAUGCAAUCUUUAUCGACCGCUCGUGCAGCCGCUCGAGGCGCGCUCUUCACAACUCCGAUUUCGAUUUCACGACUUGAGUCCGAGAACCGAGCAUGUCCCAUCUGUCACGAACAGUACAUCGAACCUCCAGUAACUGAGCAUGGCCAUCAGACUUCUGAUCGAGAAUGGGCAGUUAGCGUGGACAUGGUCGCCGAAUGGUUUGGUCGCAAACGAUGCUGUGGGCACAUCAUUGGACAUAGAUGUCUCCAGGCGCACCUUCAAGCUUCUGGGCCUUGGAGAAACAAAUGUCCUUUGUGCCGAAACGUCUGGUUUCAUCAUUCCAACGAAGACGAUAACUUGGUAGACGAACCUGGGCAAACCGGGGAAACGCGUAUAGACCCGAUUUCCAGCUCCCUAAGGCGCAGUCGUAGAAUUGCGGACCAAACGGCAGUACGGCGAGAGACGCCCGUCACUCCAACGAGGGAUCGAGCCGGAACCAACCAACACUCAUACCACACAUCGAUUCGAAAACGAUCUCGUCGCACAGCCCAAUUUACGCAACAACUACUGGAGACGCUGGAGGUUGCCGUAGGAAGUGUUGAAGUAAGGGGCACCUUGGAGGAAGUUGAGAGGAAACUGGAAGCUUUGUAUUGCAGUAUGUGA